AUGAGGCGCAAGUUUGGGCGAUGCAAAAACGCUGCAUUGCGCAUUGUAGAUGGGACGUCUAAGUGGCACCAUAUUACGCCUGUGUACAAUAAGCACUCGAUACUUCGCUUAGAAGGAAGGAUCAACUAUGUCACCGUUUGUCUACUUGUCUCGGACAUAUGCUCUAAAGUUCCGGGCUAUCUUGAUGUCAACAUUAAUUUCCGAGCUGCUCGUACUGAAAACUCCGAAAGGUUGUCCGGCUUUCACCUGAUAGUUCCCUGGGCUAAAACCGAGUCUUAUCGAUGCAGCUAUGCUGUAAAAGCGGCGAGAUUAAGGAACACUCUGCCAAUCAAGAUUAGGAAAAAGGUUGCCGAACCUAGUUUCAAGAUAGACCUCUUGCAAUACUUGAAGGUAAUAGUUUUACGGCUGAAUUGA
Molecule: messenger RNA, 414 nt
Organism: Copidosoma floridanum
Lineage: Eukaryota; Metazoa; Arthropoda; Insecta; Hymenoptera; Encyrtidae
Source: RefSeq, a predicted model, not a curated record